Messenger RNA from Macrosiphum euphorbiae (potato aphid), 600 nucleotides. Lineage: Eukaryota; Metazoa; Arthropoda; Insecta; Hemiptera; Aphididae. The record is from the annotation of a GenBank genome assembly.
AUGUGUAAAAAAUUUGGAAUAAGUGCAGAUUCUUUGAUGCAAUUAUGUUUCCAGCUAGGCCAUUAUAAAUUACAUAAAAAACAUGUUGGUACUUAUGAAUCAUGUAGUACAGCAGCAUUCAAACAAGGACGGACAGAAACUGUAAGACCAUGUACUACGAAGACCGCUGAUUUUUGCUAUGCUGUUUCAAGUAAUAAUAAGCCCUCUGACAAUGACUUAGUGAACAUGAUAAAACAAUGUUCGGUUGAACACAGUAAGCUUGUAAAGGAAGCUGCAAUGGGGCAAGGGUUUGAUCGUCAUUUAUUUGCUCUACGGUUAUUAGCUAAAGAAAGCAAUUUAAAGAUUCCAGAUUUGUUCACUGAUCCCGCUUAUGGUCAGAUUAAUCAUAAUAUUCUAUCUACUUCUAGUCUAACUUCAGAUUAUGUAUGGUUAGGAGGAUUUGGUCCUGUUGUAAAAGAUGGUUAUGGUAUUGGAUAUACAAUACUUGAAGACUACUCAGGUGCUAUUAUUACUAACUACAAGGAACAUUCUGAUGGAGAUACAUUCAGAUGUGCAUUAACUCAGAGCUUAAAUCAAAUUCUUGAUAUUUUAAAAACUUAG